Fragaria vesca subsp. vesca is the source of this 2484-nucleotide messenger RNA. Its product is annotated as putative respiratory burst oxidase homolog protein H-like. NCBI's taxonomy places the organism in Eukaryota, Viridiplantae, Streptophyta, Magnoliopsida, Rosales, Rosaceae. The record is from RefSeq and is a predicted model, not a curated record. The transcript has 13 exons. Gene Ontology annotation, molecular function: NAD(P)H oxidase H2O2-forming activity; calcium ion binding; peroxidase activity. Gene Ontology annotation, cellular component: plasma membrane.
AUGAACAUCUCAGAAAAUGAGGGUAAGGAGGACGUCCCAUCAAAAGGGGUCCUUCAAAACAUCGAUAUUGAUCCCAUGGUUGAUGUGCCAAGUAGUUCCAAUGAGAAUGUAUUGACGGGGACCAAUAACAUUGUAAGGAGGAGAGCUGGAUUUCAUGGAAAUGUUCCUAGUGGCACGGGAAAGGUUGAAGCAAGAGGAGGAGGAGGAGGAGGAGGAGGGCUUAAGGGCCUGCAUUUUCUUAAUAUCAAAGGGAAGGAAUCUGAAGCAUGGAAGCCUAUGGAAAAGCGCUUCCAUCAAUAUGCAGUUGAAGAUAGGCUCUCUAGGGACGACUUUGGAACCUGCAUUGGAAUGGGUGGACGAGAGUCGAAGGAGUUUGCAGGCCAACUGUUUGAUGCAUUGUGUAGGAGAAGGAAGCUGUGUGCAGCCGAUGGGAUUACUAUUGUUGAAUUGAGGCUGUUUUGGGAAGACUUGACUAGUGAAGACACCGAAUCCCGGCUUCAGAUAUUCUUUGACAUGUGUGACAAGAAUGGUGAUGGGAAGCUCUCAGAGGAUGAGGUAAUGGAGGUUAUAAUUUUGAGUGCCUCCACGAACAAGUUGGCAAAUCUUAAAGAUCAAGCAGCAACAUAUGCAGCUUUGAUCAUGGAAGAGCUUGACCCUGACCACCUCGGGUAUAUAGAGAUGUGGCAGUUAGAAACUCUACUUAGGGAAAUGGUAAUGGUUGAGACGGAAGCAAAACCAAAAAUUAGCAAGAGAACCCAAACUCUCGCAAAAGCCAUGAUUCCUAGAAGGUACAGGAAUCCUAUGAGCAAAUUCACAUCUACUACCAUAGAGCUUGUCUACGAAAACUGGAGGAAAAUAUGGAUUAUUGGGUUGUGGCUAGCGGUUAACGUGGGCCUGUUUACUUGGAAAUACCGCCAGUACCAGAAAAAUUCGUUAUACAAAAUCAUGGGUCGAUGCCUCUGCUUUGCAAAGGGUGCUGCUGAGACCCUUAAGUUCAACAUGGCUCUCAUUCUCAUUCCAGUUUGUAGGAGAGGUCUUACAGCCCUUAGAUCAACAUUUUUAAGUAACUUGAUCCCUUUUGAUGACAAUAUCAAUUUCCAUAAGUUGAUUGCAUUGGGAAUAACAGUUGGGACUGGUAUACAUGGAAUCGUGCAUCUAGCCUGCGAUUUUCCUAGAUUGAUUUCAUGUCCACAUGAUCGGUUCAUGGACAUUGCCGGGCCUUAUUUCAAAUAUAAGCAGCCAAGUUACAUGGACUUGGUUAAAAGUAUUCCAGGCAUAACUGGGAUUAUCUUUGUUGUUAUCAUGGCAUUUUCCUUCACUCUUGCAUUGAACUCACUCCGGAGAAGUAUCAACUUACCAGGGCCUCUCAAGAAUUGGAUAGGGUUUAAUACCUUCUGGUAUUCACAUCAGUUGCUGGCAUUGGCAUAUAUACUCUUCAUCAUACACGGUUUUUUCCUAAUAUUUCAGGAUCUAUGGUACAAGAAGACGACAUGGAUGUAUGUAUCAGUUCCAGUGUUAUUGUAUGCAAGUGAACGACUGGUUACAAUAUUUCGAGAAUUUUCACACCCUGUCUGUGUCAUUAAGGCGAUAACUUACACAGGAAAUGUUCUCGCACUGUACAUGACCAAACCUCCCGGAUUCAAGUACGAAAGUGGAAUGUACCUCUUUCUCAAGUGUCCUGAUCUGUCAAAUUUCGAAUGGCAUCCCUUCAGCAUCACUUCUGCCCCAGGAGAUGAAUACUUGAGUGUCCACAUCAGAGCUCUGGGAGACUGGACUACAGAGCUCAGAAACAUCUUUUCUAAGGUAGUACAAUUAUAUCCGAGGAUUGUAUUAAAGGGACCCUUUGGAGCCCCUGCUCAGAAUUACACCAAGUAUGACAUCUUAUUGCUCAUAGGUCUUGGAAUUGGAGCAACUCCUUUCAUCAGCGUCGCAAAGGAUAUCAUAAACCAUAUAAGCAAAAAAUACGCUGAAGGGCCUGUAAGUUAAGAAGAGUCAGGAGGUCAUGUUCGACGAAGAAGCUCCUUAGGAAAGUUGCUAAGCGGCGACCAUGUUGAAGUGAACACAAAGACUCCAGAAAGAGCAUACUUUUACUGGUUAACAAGGGAACAAGGUUCAUUUGAAUGGUUUAAAGGCGUCAUGGAUGAUAUUGCAGAAUGUGACCAGCAUCGAGUAAUAGAAAUGCAUACCUACUUGACAAGCGUCUACGAAGAAGGAGAUGCACGGUCUGCGCUUAUUACCAUGGUACAGAGACUGCAACACGCUAAGAAUGGGGUUGAUGUUGUCUCACAAAGCCGGAUAAGAACACAUUUUUCAAGACCUAAUUGGAGAAAGGUGUUUUCAGACUUGGCUGCAGCUCAUCAAUCAUCUCGAAUAGGCGUCUUCUACUGUGGAACUCCAGUACUUAUCAAAACACUAAAGAACCUUUGCCUAGAAUUUAGCUUAAAUUCAUCAACCCGGUUCCAGUUCCACAAGGAGAAUUUCUAG